GCUUCCAGAGUCCAAGAUGAAAACAUUCAAAAUGGCGAAACGAGUCAGAAUUAUGAUAAUCAAUAAUUGAUACACCCAAAAUUAUAAUACUAAUCCUUACCUCGGCUUUCAGUCGCUUAGCGAAUGCACCUCGGCAUUUUUCCGCAUGAGGCCCAUGGUAAAACCACACUUCCAGGAGGGGCUGCCGUCUGCCUCCCAAGCCGGCCGAGAGCGCUCCUCGUCGGGCACAGCCAGGCGGGCGAAUGCCCUGGUUCGUCCGCCCUGUCUAAAAAAUAAUGGUACAACUCCGAGUGAAGGUAAAUUUGGCUUGGCAAUUAAUUUCGUUCAGUACCUGAGUAUUAAAGUUGAAAGAAUCCUCUGUGAAAUGGUCCGAACACAGUUUGUGGGAAACAGUAGGUGCAAAGUUUUUUCUACGGCAGUAGUGAGCCCACACUUUCCUCAGCUUCGGGUCCUUGGGGAAUGCAAAAAAACUUACUCCAGGGCAUUUCCCAUUGGAAUUAUUGCAACCAUAAGCAGCACAAUACACCAUGAUGUCCAAUGUACUUUAAAGACUAUAAAAACAAUUUUCUUGUCAUCCACUUCUCCAUUCAUCUACCCGCUUGUGCUGUGCCCGAAAGUUUUUGUGACGUAUGAUCACGUGACAGCGGCUCUUCCGGUUGUAGAAAAUGCAUAUCGGAAGUCGAGCAGAAAUGCCAUAUAAUCAUCACGAAUAUAACGAUUUUGCUGAAUUUAAUAGAUGAUUUUGUAUUUGUUGAUACAAUUAAUUCAUAUUUUUAAUGGAAAGAAACUGAUAUAGCGUGCAUUUAUGUUUCAUGUCCCAUAUCCUUUAACCUAACCUGCAUGUCUUUGGACUGUGGGGGAAACCGGAGCACCCGGAGGAAGCCCACGUGGACACGGAGAGAACAUGCAAACUCCACACAGAAAGGCCCUCGCCGGCCACGGGGCUCGAACCCAGGACCUUCUUGCUGUGAGGCGACAGCGCUAACCACUACACCACCGUGCCGCCCACUCCAGAUCUUCCUGAACUGAAUUAUGAGUCAGAAGUGUCAUACAGAGAUUUCUGAGCACUCCCUGCUGGGAAUGGCCACAGCAUGCGGAGAAAUUCAACUGCACAGACUCAGAGACACACAGCACGGCAGGUGUGCUUUGGAGCGUGUCUUUUGCACUGAGCUGGGUCCCAACAGAUUAGCACUGUCACUGGACUGGUCAACAGGGAGAGGUGACAGCACUGACCCCCGGGUGGUGACCAGCGACUCGACUGGUUCUCUUAUGGUCUUGUCUCUGGCUGAGGAUCACCUGACUGCUGUGUCUCAGUGGAAAGCUCAUGACUUUGAGGCCUGGAUUUCAGCUUUCAGUUACUGGGAUACACAGCUGGUUUACUCUGGUGGUGAUGAUUGCAAACUCAAGGGCUGGGAUCUGAGGACGAGUCCAUCUUCCGCUGUAUUCACCAGUAAAAGGCAUUCGAUGGGAGUGUGUAGCAUACACAGCAACCCUCACCGAGAGCACGUCUUAGCUACAGGAAGUUACGAUGAAACCGUACUAUUAUGGGAUGGAAGGAACAUGAGACAGCCUGUCAGUGAGACGGCAGUGGGUGGAGGAGUGUGGAGACUGAAGUGGCACCCUGUUCACGAACACCUGCUGUUAGCUGCGUGCAUGCACAACGACUUUCACAUUCUUCACUGCCAGGAAGCUGCCGGGAAGCCGAAAAAUGGAAAUGAAGGCUCGUGCCCCAUCCUGGCAUCUUACAUCCUUCACAACUCGUUAGCGUACGGAGCCGACUGGUCACGGCUCCCCCUGAGCGGCCCUCCGCCCUCCUCGCCUCCUCCGGAAACACCAUCCAGCGUCGCCCCUUCAGAGCCCAAAGGCCACGUCAGGAUCCAGUACGAGUCCCCGACUGCCAGCUUCGACACCUCGCUGGAAGACGAGUGUGGAUGCUACAUCCCCGAUCACACCACCGCCGUCUCGGCUCCAGCUCCUGUCCCCGGCGUCGGACACGACCCAGCGUCUUUAUCCUGCCUGCUGGCGUCCUGCUCCUUCUACGACCACAUGCUGCACGUAUGGAGAUGGGACUGGAGUCCAGAGACUGAGGCGCGAUCGGGAGACACUGGGCCGACUUCCUCUUCUUGAACAGAUCUUUGGAUGGACACAGAAGAGCAGCUCCGGGUUCUUUUGAGAACAGACAGGGUAUUCUGGGAACUAAACAGAUACUAUAGCUAAUAAAUCUCCACCGAUUGGACUUUUUAUUUAUAUAUAUAUAUAAAUAUAAAAAAAGGUUUUCCCGUUCAGCUGGGACUCAAGAUCUUCCAGUCAUUUCCUCCACAUGGAAUAUUUUACAUACCUUUAUAUCAGCUGUUCAUAAAGCGCACACACAAAACACACAUGCAUGAAUACAAAUAUCAAUAAAUUACACUUGUAUAAUUUUUUUUUCUGUUAUUUACAGUGACAGUAUGGUGUGUGCGCACGCGCGCACUUGGCUUCCACUUUUUAUUUCUUGUUCCCAUUGAACGCAGUACAAACAGUAUGCUUAAACAGGACUCUUCUUUUAGGUUUGCGUCAGAAUUUCAGACCAUGAAGCAACUGGUUGUCACCUGAAAGGGCCCCAUGAGGAAACGGACUUCAGUAUGUGUAUGAUGGCCUUUAGCGUCUAUUUAGUAACCAUUUACUGAAGUACUAGGGCUUUUUUCUAGCCAGGGAUUCGUUAGAUGAUAAUUUAGUUAUGUAAUAAUAUUCUGGCUAUUUAUUAAAGCCAUAGUUUUUUUUUAUUCAUUACCUUUAGACAAACAGAACACUUGAGGUUUAAGUGGACAUUAUUUAGUGACUCAAAAAAGUUUCAUGAACUUUCAGUGGUGUUUUUUUUUGGUACGGACACGGUAUCUCCACCCCGUAGCAAACUACUUUUAUUCUGUUGUGGCAGCGGGGGCGUGGUCAAGCAUCGGUCUGUGACCGGAGGGCAGAGUCAGGGAAGGUAAGUGGCAGAAUCACUGCACCUGAUGUUAAUGUGUUUGUGUGUCUUCCCCAGUGACCGCUCCCUAUUUAAG
This is a messenger RNA of Neoarius graeffei (lesser salmon catfish), 3038 nucleotides long. It is a transcript of the gene dph7, whose product is annotated as diphthamide biosynthesis 7. NCBI's taxonomy places the organism in Eukaryota, Metazoa, Chordata, Actinopteri, Siluriformes, Ariidae. The record is from RefSeq and is a predicted model, not a curated record. The transcript has 8 exons. Gene Ontology annotation, molecular function: protein binding. Bases 1033 to 2127 code for a protein of 364 amino acids.